Paraglomus brasilianum is the source of this 1248-nucleotide messenger RNA. NCBI's taxonomy places the organism in Eukaryota, Fungi, Glomeromycota, Glomeromycetes, Paraglomerales, Paraglomeraceae. The record is from the annotation of a GenBank genome assembly.
AUGUCGCUAACAAGGCCUGCAAACUACGCGUAUUAUAAUCCUCAGCUACCACCUGCAUAUAUUCAGAGUUUAGAGAAGUGCGUAGAGAAGUUGCAGAAUAGCAGUUUAUUGCUUCAAACCUCAGUUAAAAAAUUGGAAUACGAUGCACGCGAAUUCUCUCGAUUGAACCAAGUGUUUCGAUGCGAAAGGUAUUAUGAGUUAGUGACAGAUAAGGAUAUAGGCGAGGCUCAGAAAGCAUUGGCUGCAGAAAUAGCCCCCGAGGUGUCCCGUUUAAUAGCUCAAGUUGAAGAGGAGCUGACAGUUUUGGAAAUCAAAGAGAAAAAGCUUCAACUUGAGGUUGAUGAACGUGAAGCUGAGCUCGAAUCAUCCAAACUACCUCCAUCAUCCUCUUUAUCUGCUUCCAAAAGCCAACCUAAUGUGCAUCCCAACUCUCAACCAGCACAGUUGAAGAAGAAACUUAAAACUUUGAAGAUGAAGAAAGAGAGAUUGGCCCAAUUUGUAGACAACUUGGUUGAGGACAUUGCGAGAAAGGAGGCUGAAUUGCACCAACGGACGAGAUCGACUAUAGAAGUUCCAGCCAUGUCGCUAACCCAGCAGCAGAUAGAAUCUGUUGAGAAACAAAUAGACCAGCUUCAAUCUCAUACCGAUGAACGUCGUCAAGUAUUGCAAGAGAAACAGUUAUCGUUUGACAAGCUGCAAGAACCAGCAGAACCUACAACUAAUGACGAUGGUACUCUUUAUGCUGACAAGAGAUGGAAAGAGUACGAAAAACAAUUGGAGUUCUUUAAAAAUAACCGUGAAGGAGGGAAACGCGUUCUUUCUGCGCAAUCUGACUUGAUUAAAGAUUUUGAAUCUGCCUGCAAUAUUUAUCUAAAGGCAGUAAAGAAAGACCAAACAGAGACAGCAUCUCUAGUCCAAAAUCUAAACCGAACUCGCGCUCGCAGUCUCCAAAAUACCCAACUUCUCACCAAAGCUCUCUUUCCUAUUGAUAAUCUUGGUUCAACCAUUUACCGAAUGAUCCAACUACUUCUUGACUCUGAUAAAAAGGAAAUCUCAGUGAAAUCACUUAUUACAGAAUUCCCCCCAGGGCAAGAAAGGAAGCAUAGGUUACAUUGUGCCAUCAGCACGUUGAAUGAGUUUUCGAUUUGUGAGACAUUGGCUGUGUGUAAGGGCGAUGGUGAGAACGUGAAUGGUGACGAAAAGGAAGAGAUCAUUUUGAAGAUCACAUUCAGGGACAUGGAAGGGUAA